Molecule: messenger RNA, 4974 nt
Organism: Ricinus communis (castor bean)
Lineage: Eukaryota; Viridiplantae; Streptophyta; Magnoliopsida; Malpighiales; Euphorbiaceae
Exons: 22
Coding region: 308-4624 (1438 amino acids)
Source: RefSeq, a predicted model, not a curated record
GAGAUAAAAACUUACGCUCGAUCUUCCUCGUUCUUUCCCUUUCUCUGUCACUCUCUGUUCCUCUCUAUUGUCAAUUUGUCAUUCAGACAGAGAUUCCUUAAACGGCUUCUUAACUUCUCCUUCAAAAUUUCAAUUCUAUUCAAUUCAUUCCGAAAAACCUAAGAUAAUAAUAAUAAUAAUAAAAAAAAAAUAUAGUAGCACCAGAAUGUCAAACACGUACACAUAAAUAUAGACUCUCUGAAUUUUACUUAGUUAACUGAUUUUUAGGGUUUUAUAUCCUUGUAAUGACUAUCAUUUCCUUACUAGAAUGGCCUCUACUCGUUUCUUUUUAAUCUUUCUUUUGAUAGGUGUGAUUGUAAUUAUAAAUCCCUGUUUCACUACUAAUGAUUCUCACGAUGAUUUCUCAAUUAUCGGCUCCGACAUCGUUUCAUUUCACGGCGAUUACACUCCGCCUUCACCACCGCCGCCAUCCCCGCCGCCUCAUGCUCCGUCAGUUUCCUGUCAAGAGGAUCUUAAUGGAAUUGGCUCACUUAACACCGUCUGUAAGCUUGAUUCUAGCUUGAAUUUUACUGAUGAUGUAUAUAUAGAGGGAAACGGUUCCUUAGAUGUACUUAACGGUGUUGUUUUGAGCUGUCCUAUUAAAGGAUGUUCAGUUCUAAUUAAUAUGAGUAAGCAUUUCAGUUUAGGUAAAGCUUCUGGUAUUAUAGCUGGAACUGUAGCGGUUACUGCUUUUAAUGUAACUUUGAUCAGUAAUUCCUUCAUAAAUGUGACUGGUUUGGCUGGUGAACCUCCGGCCCAGACUAGUGGGACCCCUUCUGGAGUGCAGGGGGCGGGUGGAGGUCAUGGAGGGAGAGGUGCAAGUUGUGUGACAGAUAAUACCAAAUUGCCUGAUGAUGUCUGGGGUGGGGAUGCGUAUUCAUGGUCGGAUUUGCAUAAGCCGUGGAGUUAUGGAAGCAAAGGUGGGACUACUAGUAAGGAAGAGGAUUAUGGGGGGGAUGGUGGUGGGAGAAUUGGGUUUGAUGUCACUAGCUCGAUUGAGGUUGGAGGGACUUUGUUGGCUGAUGGCGGCGACGGUGGUAUCAAAGGUGGUGGUGGUUCGGGUGGCAGUAUACAUAUCAAGGCUCACAGAAUGACUGGAAACGGUAAGCUGAGUGCUUCUGGGGGUAAUGGAUUUGCUGGUGGUGGUGGUGGGAGAGUUGCUAUUAAUGUUUUCAGCAGACAUGAUGAUACAGAAUUCUUUGUUCAUGGGGGAAGGAGUUUUGGUUGUCUUGGAAACUCAGGUGCUGCAGGGACAUAUUAUGAUGCUGUUCCUCGGAGUCUUAUUGUUAGCAAUGACAACAUGUCCACUAGUACUGACACACUUCUAUUGGAGUUUCCCAAACAGCCACUUUGGACAAAUAUUUAUAUCCAGGAUCAUGCCAAGGCUUCUGUGCCGCUGUUUUGGAGUAGGGUUCAGGUUCGAGGACAAAUUAGUUUAUCUUCUGGCGCUGUUUUGAGCUUUGGCCUUGCACAUUAUGCCUCGUCAGAGUUUGAGUUGAUGGCAGAAGAGCUUCUAAUGAGCGAUUCGGUUGUGAAGAUAUAUGGGGCUCUUCGUAUGUCUGUCAAGAUACACUUGAUGUGGAAUUCUAAGAUGCUUAUAGAUGGAGGUGGUGAUGCAAUUGUGGCGACAUCUUUGCUUGAGGCCAGCAAUUUAGUUGUGCUCAAGGAAUCCUCUGUGAUACAUUCUAAUGCAAAUUUGGGAGUUCAUGGGCAAGGAUUUCUGAAUUUGUCUGGACCGGGUGAUAUGAUCGAAUCACAACGCCUGAUUUUAUCAUUAUUUUUCAGUAUCAAUGUCGGCCCUGGUUCUGUUCUUCGAGGUCCCUUGGAGAAUGCCAGUGAUGAUGAUAUGACACCCCAGCUCUACUGUGACUUUGAAGACUGCCCUGUGGAGUUAAUUCAUCCUCCCGAAGAUUGUAAUGUGAACUCUUCGCUGCCCUUCACUCUCCAGAUCUGCCGAGUUGAAGAUGUUAUUGUUGAAGGCAUGAUAACAGGAUCUGUUGUUCAUUUUCACUGGGUUAGAACUCUAGUUGUCCAGUCUUCUGGAGCAAUCAGUGCAUCUGGUCUAGGCUGUACAGGUGGGUUGGGGAGAGGAAAACUUUCAGAAAAUGGUCUUGGCAGUGGUGCUGGGCAUGGUGGCAUGGGUGGGGCUGGAUAUUACAAUGGCACUAUUAUUGAUGGAGGUGUUGCAUAUGGAGAUGCUGGAUUGCCCUGUGAACUUGGUAGUGGUAGUGGAAAUGGUACUGUAGCAGGGUCAACUGCAGGUGGCGGUAUAAUAGUAAUGGGUUCCGCUGAGCAUGCACUGUCAAGCUUAUCUAUUUAUGGUUCACUUAGGGUGGAUGGAGAAAGCUUUGGAGAAGGCCUUAAGAAAAAUGAUGUCAGAAUGAUUUCAAACAUAGGUCCUGGGGGUGGUUCUGGUGGAACCAUCCUUUUGUUUAUUCAUACUAUAGCACUUGGUAAUUCUUCUACAAUCUCAGCUACUGGAGGUCAUGGCAGUCCAGAGGGCAGUGGUGGCGGAGGUGGUGGAAGGGUUCACUUUCAUUGGUCAGAUAUUCCAGUUGGAGAUGAAUAUCUCCCAAUUGCAUCUGCAAAUGGAAGCAUUCAGACUAGUGGAGGAUUUGGUAGAGGUCAAGGCCGUGCUGGUGGAAAUGGGACUAUUACUGGAAAGGCCUGCCCUAAAGGGCUUUAUGGUAUCUUUUGUGAGGAAUGCCCUGUUGGGACUUACAAGAAUACUAGUGGAUCUGACAGAGCUCUUUGUCAUGAUUGCCCAUUGUAUGAGCUUCCAAGUCGUGGCAUACACAUUGCUAUUCGAGGUGGUGUCACUGAAAGGCCUUGUCCAUACAAGUGCAUUUCUGACAGAUAUCACAUGCCAAAUUGCUAUACAGCUCUUGAAGAGUUGGUAUACACAUUUGGUGGUCCAUGGUUGUUCAGUUUUAUUCUCUUGGGUCUUCUUGUCCUGUUAGCUCUAGUGCUUAGUGUUGCACGGAUGAAAUAUGCUGCUGGGGAUGAUUUACCAGCUCUUGUUCCUCCUCGGCGUGGCUCUCAAAUAGAUCACUCCUUUCCAUUCCUGGAGUCAUUGAAUGAGGUAUUAGAAACAAAUAGAACUGAGGAAUCCCAGAAUCAUGUGCACAGGAUGUAUUUUAUGGGUCCAAAUACUUUUAGUGAUCCUUGGCAGCUACCUCACUGUCCUCCUGAACAAGUGAUCGAAAUUGUAUAUGAGGAUGCCUUUAAUAGAUUUGUGGAUGAGGUUAAUGGUUUAGCUGCUUAUCAAUGGUGGGAAGGAUCAAUUUUCAGCAUUCUUUCCGUUCUUGCGUAUCCACUUUCAUGGUCCUGGCUACAGCAGCGUCGUAAAAAGAAAUUACAACAACUUCGUGAUUUUGUUCGAUCAGAAUAUAAUCAUGCUUGCUUACGCUCUUGCCGCUCACGUGCUCUCUAUGAAGGGCUUAAGGUGUCUGCAACUUCUGAUCUGAUGCUUGCAUAUGUGGACUUCUUUCUUGGCGGUGAUGAAAAGAGAAUUGAUCUUCCUCCUCAUCUUCAUCAAAGGCUUCCCUUGUCUUUAGUUUUUGGAGGAGAUGGAAGUUAUAUGGCUCCUUUCUCCCUUCACAGUGACAACAUACUCACCAGCCUCAUGAGUCAGUCUGUUCCCCCGACCAUUUGGUACCGAGUAGUUGCUGGACUAAAUGUUCAAUUACGACUUGUCCGACGUGGGCACUUGAAGAUUACUUUUGGUCAUGUCAUUAGUUGGCUUGAAACACAUGCAAAUCCUGCUUUAAGCACAUAUAGUCUACAUGUCAAUCUUGCAUGGUUUCAGCCUACAUCCUCUGGAUAUUUUCAAUAUGGGCUUGUGGUAUCUGCGACUGAGAAAGAGAGUGCUUCACAGUCAAUUGAAGGUCAAGAUGGAUGUGUCUUACCCGGAGGACAUCUGUGUUUGCCUAGAGUGCACAGAGGAAAUCGUGUGGAGUACUUAAAAGCAAGUGAACAGACUGCGCCACUGAGAGGGGUUUUUGGAGGGAUUUUGGAUUGGAACAGUAUAAGGACUCUGAAAUUAAGGAGGACCAUAUGUUAUCCUUUUUCUUUCAUCCUUUACAAUACUAAACCCGUUGGCCAUCAGGAUUUGGUUGGUCUAUUCAUUUCCAUACUUCUAUUGGCAGAUAUUAGCUUAGUUCUGCUCACUUUGCUACAGAUGUAUUCUAUUUCACUGCUCAAUUUCCUUUUGGUUUUAUUUGUCCUUCCUCUGGGCGUACUAUUUCCAUUCCCUGCUGGAAUUGGUGCAUUGUUUAGUCAUGGACCUAGACGAUCAGCUAGUCUGGCCCGGCUAUAUGCUUUGUGGAAUGUUACAUCCUUGAUCAAUGUUGGAGUUGCUUUAAUAUGUGGAUUUGUACAUUUUAUGAUCUACUCAAGUAAAAAACAUUUGAACUUUCAGUCCUGGAAUUUUAGUGUGGAUGAAAGUGAAUGGUGGAUGCUUCCGACUGGAUUGAUGCUCUGUAAAAUAAUUCAAGCGCGACUGAUUGAUUACCAUAUAGCUAACCAAGAAAUUCAAGAUCAGUCUCUGUACAGUAAUGACCCAGAAGUUUUCUGGCAAUCAUGAAGGCGUUCAUUGAAUAGGUACAGACCGAGUUUUGAUACUUCCUUUUUUUGUUUAUACCGUUUAUAGAGUAUGUGUGUGCUUACCCAUCAUUUUGCAACCAAAUAAGAAAAAAAAGAGAAGAAAAAAGCGUAGAAGAGAAUAGCUGUCUCUGUUUAUACGUGGGAAGGAAAUAUUUCUGCAGUUUACUUAAAGUAGGGUUUCAUACUUCUUGUAUGUAAUGAAUCCACUAGUUCGCUGUAUUUAUUUAUUUAUUUAUUUUAAUUUAGCAGCAGCUACAUUGCUGAUUGUAAAUGAUUGUAUUCCAGAUAGUGAGUUAAUUGUCAUGGCGAGGUUGUUUAUUGAGGUGUUAA